AUGGUAAAUGCAACAAAGGGAUAUUUUCUUAGGACAGAACCAAGCGUUAAAGAAGUCGUGCUGAAACUAGGCGAAUCAGAAAACUUCGUUAUUGAGGAUAUAAACGAAACAUCUGUGUUUAUAACGCCAGAAGCAGCGUCAGAUAUAAAAGAAAGAGUUGAGCUUAUAAUGAAUAGUGCAAAGAACCCAACAAAGCAGUAA
Molecule: messenger RNA, 201 nt
Organism: Ordospora colligata OC4
Lineage: Eukaryota; Fungi; Microsporidia; Ordosporidae
Product: subunit Tfb5 of transcription factor TFIIH complex
Exons: 1
Coding region: 1-201 (66 amino acids)
Biological process (GO): nucleotide-excision repair; nucleotide-excision repair, preincision complex assembly; transcription by RNA polymerase II
Cellular component (GO): transcription factor TFIIH holo complex; transcription factor TFIIH core complex
Source: RefSeq, a predicted model, not a curated record